Molecule: messenger RNA, 375 nt
Organism: Aphanomyces invadans
Lineage: Eukaryota; Oomycota; Saprolegniomycetes; Saprolegniales; Verrucalvaceae
Exons: 1
Coding region: 1-375 (124 amino acids)
Source: RefSeq, a predicted model, not a curated record
AUGUUCCUGGCCGCCGUUGCGCGCCCGCGCUACGAUCACCACCUCAAGCGCAUGUUCGACGGCAAGCUUGGUAUUUGGCCCUUUGUCAAACGAAUUCCCGCCACAAGGAACAGCAAGAACCGUCCGAAGGGCACGUUGGUGACGACCCCACUGAACGUCGACGCCAAGGUGUAUACGGCCAGGUUCUCAACAAUGUCGUCCCCGCAAUCGCGGCCAAGUUUCCUCGUGCCUGUUUGCAACGUGGUGUUCUCAUCCAACAAGACAACGCAAGCCCGCACAGAGUUGUGUCGACGGGUGUUGGUGGCGAAUGGGGUGCAAUCAAUAGGCAUCGCGGACCAACUACCAAACAGCCCCGACUUUAACGUUCUAGUCUAA